AUGUUAUUUCAAACGAGUACACCUAAAAGACGAACUUUAAUACCGUUACCUCGUGCAUCAACACCAAAUAAAUUUUAUAAUCUUAUUAAGAAUAAGAUCAAAGACAAUGAUAAUCAACCAAAAAUUAUAGAUGAAAAAUAUUGUCAAUAUGAUCAAAUGCCAAUCAUAAAACUUGAUUUACUUCUUUAUCGACCAAAAACUGAAUACUAUUAUCAUCAUCAUAAAAAUAUUAAACAAAUUUGGGACAUUUAA
This is a messenger RNA of Rotaria sordida, 252 nucleotides long. The record is from the annotation of a GenBank genome assembly. NCBI's taxonomy places the organism in Eukaryota, Metazoa, Rotifera, Eurotatoria, Philodinida, Philodinidae.